AUGAUGGAUAUGGGGUUAUUUCGCCGGUUUUCAAGCGAAAAAUCGUCUUCAUGGUGGCCGCUGCUUCUAUGCCUUUGUGUCGCAGAAAUCGCUCACGGCCAGGUCCGUUAUUCUACACCUGAGGAAAUGACUACCGGCUCGGUUGUCGGAAACAUCAUUCAGGACCUUGGCUUGGAUGUUAAACGGCUUAAAUCUGGGCGAGCUCGGAUAUUUACCGAGGACGGCAGUGAGUACAUUGGUUUGAAUGCAGAAAAGGGAACUCUGAUUGUCUCAAAAAGAAUAGACAGAGAAGAAUUGUGCAAGCAAGUGUCUCCAUGCUCUCUACAUUUUCAAGUCAUCUUAGAAAAUCCGAUGGAGCUUCAUCCAGUGAGAAUGGUGAUCCAGGACCAGAACGACAACCCCCCUCAGGUCCUGUACCCAGUCCAGACUGGAGGCUCAGUGGUGGCUGAGAUGGUGCCUCGUGCAGCAGACGUGGGCUAUCUGGUGACCAAAGUGGUGGCUGUUGAUGUGGACUCUGGCCAGAAUGCGUGGCUGUCGUAUAAACUGCAGAGAGCCACAGACAGGGCGCUGUUUGAGGUGGGCUCCCAGAAUGGAGAGAUCAGAACUAUCCGCCAAGUGAGUGAUAAAGAUGCAGUCAAACAGAGACUGACUGUUAUCGUGGAGGACAACGGCCAGCCGUCUCGUUCAGCCACAGUCAUUGUGAACGUGGCGGUGGCGGACAGCUUCCCUGAAGUGCUGUCUGAGUUCACUGACUUCACACAGGACAAGGAGUACAAUGACAACCUGACGUUUUACUUGGUGCUGGCUCUGGCUGUGGUGUCGUUCCUGUUCAUCACGUGUUUGGUGGUGAUUAUUUCAGUGAAAAUCUACCGAUGGAGGCGUGAGCGUAUGUAUUGCAAAUCCAGUGGGAAUCUUCCUGUUAUUCCGUAUUACCCGUCCCUUUACGCAGACACCUUGGGCACUGGUACGUUGAAACCAGCAUUCAGUUACGAGGUGUACGGAACAACAGACUCCCGGAAGAGUGAUGUUAAAUAUACUCGACCUUUCAGUCAAAGUACUCUGAGUGUUGACCACAGUGGCACCAGGACGGUGCCCAGGCAUAGCACUGAGUCUGAGAACGUGCUCACUGAGGUGAGACCCGCCUCUUUUCCUUCCUUUAUACUCUCUUACCAUUAUUUUCACUUUCUUGUCUUUUAGUUCUUGAUGCCAAGUGUUGUUGACUUCUCAGUCAUUAUCUAGCUGUGGUACAGUAUCAACUAACUGCUCACUGAAGGGUCUAUUUUGUUGAGCCAAUAUUAUUUUAAGAGAAGUAGUUUAUUCUUAAUUCCUUUGAAUGUUAAAAUGCAUCAUUUGGCUGAAUUUCAA
This is a messenger RNA of Cheilinus undulatus (humphead wrasse), 1365 nucleotides long. RefSeq names its product protocadherin beta-17-like. NCBI's taxonomy places the organism in Eukaryota, Metazoa, Chordata, Actinopteri, Labriformes, Labridae. Gene Ontology annotation, molecular function: calcium ion binding. The record is from RefSeq and is a predicted model, not a curated record. Gene Ontology annotation, biological process: homophilic cell-cell adhesion. Gene Ontology annotation, cellular component: membrane. Bases 1 to 1197 code for a protein of 398 amino acids. The transcript has 2 exons.